UCGUGGGCACCAGCUGCGCUCUAUUUUUCUUUUUAUCAAGUCGUCGUCUGCACGUGUUGUUUUGCGAGUUCUAGCGGCGAAAUUUUUUGCGCUGUUGUGUCGCUAGAGCUUGACACAAUGUUGAUUAAUGCUCUCUCCCUCUAAGCAGUUGCUGGUAGCUCCAGAGGAGAGAAAAUGCUGCCCGCCGCAUCACUGCUGGAACGCUGUACGAGGUCUCUCGUCACGAAGUCGAAAUCGACGUUAUUUCGCCGCGCCAUCGCGUCCAGUUCUUCGCGGUUUUGCCGAGACACUUGUGCCAAAGACAACGAAGAAAAGAUCCCCAAGGAUUCGCAGAAGGUGGACUACAAUAAAGGGAAUGUCGCCCAACUGUUUCGUGAGUCGGCGUCGUUCGAUGCUGGACAGCCUCAAAACUCGGAUAUGUGGUCAUCGCCUACCUAUCCCGUGAGCUUCAAGGUUCCCGCUGAAGAGAAAUAUGAGGAGACAAUUCGCAUCGACCCGAAAAACACUAGUGUCAUUUUGUUUCCAGGCCAGGGCUCACAGUUUGUGGGCAUGGGCCGUCACCUGCUCCAGUACCCCAAUGUGAGUGAAAUGUACGAGCGAGCCAGUGACAUCCUCAACUACGAUCUGCAGCUUCUUUGCCUUGAGGGCCCCAAGGAGCAACUCGAUAAGACUGUACACUGCCAGGCAGCUGUGCUGGUCACUUCACUGGCAGCUGUAGAGCGUCUGCGAGCCACGCAACCCUGGGCCAUCGAAAACUGUGUUGCUGCAGCUGGAUUCAGCGUUGGAGAAUAUGCAGCCCUUGUAUUCAGCCAGUCCAUUUCCUUUGAGGAUGCUGUGCGACUGGUAAAAAUUCGAGGAGAAGCAAUGCAAGCAGCCUCUGAAAUGGUACCCAGUGGCUUGAUGACUGUCUUCCUGCUGACAACGGCCAAAGCAAGCUUUAUAUGCAAGCUUGCCAAGGAGUGGUGCAUUCGCAAGGGCAUCGAAGACCCAAUAUGUAGUGUGGCGAACUAUUUGUUCCCUCAUUGCAAGGUCAUUGGAGGGCAUGAGGAGGCACUGAAGUUCAUAGAGUUGAAUGCCCGUGAUCUUGGCAUAAAAAAGAUGAAGCGAUUGCCUGUGAGUGGAGCAUUUCACACUGCACUUAUGAAACCGGCUCGUGCACCUCUGGCCAAAGCUCUGCAGGCCGUGCACAUCAAUGCGCCACGCAUAAUGACCCACUCCAACCUUGACGGAAUGGCCUACCGCAACGCGGAUGAAAUACGCCGAAAGUUAGAGGAGCAAAUGAUGAUGCCAGUCAAGUGGGAACAACUUAUUCAAGUGGUUUAUAGUCGAGAAGUUGGUGAAGAGUUCCCUCGUACUUUUGAAUGUGGCCCUGGUACCACACUGAGAGCUGUGCUCAAGAAUGUGAAUGGCAAGGCUUGGAAUGUCUCCGAAAGUAUCAGUGCUUGACUGGUUUCUAUCCCUGUUUCCUUCAGACACUAUAUACUGUAAUAUAUUUUGUGCCACUCCAGUUUCUAUUUUUUUUUUAUCCCAAUAUUUUUAUAUGUUAUACGGUGCCAGAAAAGUUUUUUUUUUCCUCAGAUGUUACAUGCUUCCUAGCACUGUAUUUGUAAAGAUGGCUUAAAUAUUUCCUUGACAUUAGCUCUGAAUCAUCUCGUGGUGACAUGUUGUCCUUACCUAGAAUUUACUUUUUGAUAAGUAGCAGGGGUGGUGCCAGGGAGGGUUGGGGAGGCAGGGGGUGCUUCUGACCUAAAAUUUAAACUUGCCUCCUUCUCUGCCCCAGCUCCAGAAAGCUGACCAUAUGGCUAGCUCUUUCAGGGGGGCCCUGUCCCAAUGAAAGCCCUUCCUCAGUGUAGCUGCCCUUGUAUGUAUGAUGGGGAUGAUUCUACCGAUAAAGUGAAUAUGCAUCAGUAAACUGUUUUGCUUGUCUAUUUUUUUACAAAUGUGCCUAGAAGUAAAGUUAAAUGUGUGUCUGUGUGGAGUGUUCAGAACCUUACAGGGGUAUUUUACUUUAAUACCAUAUUUACUUGAAUGUAACGCUAGUUUUUUUCCAGAUUUUUGCUACCUACAGUUGACCCUCGCGUUACAUCCUAGACACACUGACCCUCACAUUAUAAUUUGUGGUCGUGUUACAGUCGAGUAAAUACGGUGCAUUGCCGUGUUGCGUGCUUAGUAGCAAAACAGUAUGUUGUAGUUCUGUGCAUAGUUCUGUACAUUUUGGUAUUAUAAACAUUAGCAACCGCAUUGUUCCCAGGCUCUUUUUGUGGCUCGUUAGUGCUACCGUUGGAAAUUUUUCAUGGGCAACUCCAUGCACCGUAUGAAAUUAAGAGAACUUAUUUUGGCUUUA
Rhipicephalus microplus (southern cattle tick) is the source of this 2344-nucleotide messenger RNA. RefSeq names its product malonyl-CoA-acyl carrier protein transacylase beg (gene beg). Gene Ontology annotation, molecular function: transferase activity. The record is from RefSeq and is a predicted model, not a curated record. NCBI's taxonomy places the organism in Eukaryota, Metazoa, Arthropoda, Arachnida, Ixodida, Ixodidae.